Monoraphidium neglectum is the source of this 438-nucleotide messenger RNA. RefSeq lists its product as hypothetical. Bases 1 to 438 code for a protein of 145 amino acids. The record is from RefSeq and is a predicted model, not a curated record. Lineage: Eukaryota; Viridiplantae; Chlorophyta; Chlorophyceae; Sphaeropleales; Selenastraceae. The transcript is spliced from 2 exons.
AUGCUGCGCGCGCUGCGCGAGCGGGCGCCCCGUUGCCGCGCGGCAGUCAUCACGCUGCCGCCGAUUGGGGAGGAUCUUGGAGACGCGGCCAACGUUAAGGUGCAGCAGUACAACACCACCCUGCGGCAGCUGGUGGGGCGCUACGCCGACUCAGCGCGCCUCGUCGACUUCCACGCCGCCUGCGUGGAGCACUUAGCCGCGCGCGCAACGCCGGCGCCGCCGCCGGCGGGGCUGCCGUCGAUGAGUCUAUGGGGCAUGGUGUGGAUCCAGGUGGCUGCGGUGGUCAGGCGGUACGUUUUUCGGUCUUCAUGGAACGCGGUGUCGCGGGUCAACGGCCUGCGCCUGCUGACGGACCACGUGCACCUGAACGACACGGCGGCGGCGCUGCUGGUGCGGUCACUGCAGCCCUUCGUGGAUGAGCUGAUUGCCGGCAGCUGA